Equus quagga is the source of this 5178-nucleotide messenger RNA. RefSeq names its product nuclear receptor subfamily 1 group D member 2 (gene NR1D2). NCBI's taxonomy places the organism in Eukaryota, Metazoa, Chordata, Mammalia, Perissodactyla, Equidae. Bases 265 to 2040 code for a protein of 591 amino acids. Gene Ontology annotation, biological process: cell differentiation; positive regulation of transcription by RNA polymerase II; hormone-mediated signaling pathway. Gene Ontology annotation, molecular function: RNA polymerase II cis-regulatory region sequence-specific DNA binding; nuclear receptor activity; zinc ion binding. The record is from RefSeq and is a predicted model, not a curated record. The transcript has 8 exons.
GCGGCUGCCCUCCCCGUCAGCCGCCUUCGCCGCCGCGGUGCGCUGGCUGCAGGAAGCCGCCGCGCCGCCGCUUUUGUUGUCAGGGACCCCGCGAGGAGCGCUGCUCGCCGGCCGCCGCCGCCCUCUCUCACUGCAGCCCGCUCUCCGGCCGCGGGGCCCGGGUCCCGGGCGCCCCGCCCGCCCUGCCCAUGAGGGGGCCCCGCGACCACCGCUGCCGCCAGCCUCGGGCGGCGCGGCGCUGAGGCGGCGGCGGCGCGGCCCCCUAUGCGGGAAGCGGGCGGCCUCCGCCCCGUCUCCGAGGGCACCAUGGAGGUGAAUGCGGGAGGUGUGAUUGCCUAUAUCAGUUCUUCCAGCUCAGCUUCUAGCCCUGCCUCUUGUCACAGUGAGGGUUCUGAGAAUAGUUUCCAGUCCUCCUCUUCUGUUCCUUCUUCUCCAAAUAGCUCAAAUUCUGAUAACAAUGGUAAUCCCAAAAAUGGUGAUCUCUCCAAUAUUGAAGGCAUCCUGAAGAAUGAUCGACUAGACUGUUCUAUGAAAACAAGCAAAUCGAGUGCACCUGGGAUGACAAAGAAUCAUAGUGGAGUGACAAAAUUUAGUGGCAUGGUUCUGCUGUGUAAAGUCUGUGGGGAUGUGGCGUCAGGAUUCCACUAUGGAGUUCAUGCUUGCGAAGGCUGUAAGGGUUUCUUUCGGAGAAGCAUUCAACAAAACAUCCAGUACAAGAAGUGCCUGAAGAAUGAAAACUGUUCUAUAAUGAGAAUGAAUAGGAACAGAUGUCAGCAGUGUCGCUUCAAAAAGUGUCUGUCUGUUGGAAUGUCGAGAGAUGCUGUUCGGUUUGGUCGUAUUCCUAAGCGUGAAAAACAGAGGAUGCUAAUUGAAAUGCAAAGUGCGAUGAAGACCAUGAUGAACAGCCAGUUCAGUGGUCAUUUGCAGAAUGACACAUUAGUAGAACAUCAUGAACAGACAGCGUUACCAGCCCAGGAACAGCUGCGACCUAAGCCCCAGCUGGAGCCAGAAAACAUCAAAAGCUCUUCUCCUCCCUCUUCUGAUUUUGCAAAGGAAGAAGUGAUUGGCAUGGUGACCAGAGCGCACAAGGAUACCUUUAUGUAUAAUCAAGAGCAGCGAGAAAACUCAGCAGAGACCAUGCAGCCCCAGAGAGAACGGGUUCCUAAGAACAUGGAGCAAUACAAUUUAAAUCAUGACCAUUGUGGCAGUGGGCUUAGCAGCCAUUUUCCUUGUAGUGAGAGCCAGCAGCAUCUCAAUGGACAGUACAAAGGGAGGAACCUAAUGCAUUACCCAAACGGGCAUGCCAUUUGUAUCGCAAAUGGACAUUGUAUGAACUUCUCCAAUGCUUAUACUCAAAGAGUAUGUGAUAGAGUUUCAAUAGAUGGAUUUUCUCAGAAUGAGAACAAGAAUAGUUACCUGUGCAACACUGGAGGGAGAAUGCAUCUGGUUUGUCCAAUGAGUAAGUCUCCAUAUGUGGAUCCUCAUAAAUCGGGGCAUGAAAUCUGGGAAGAAUUUUCGAUGAGCUUUACCCCAGCAGUGAAGGAAGUGGUGGAAUUUGCAAAGCGUAUUCCUGGAUUCAGAGAUCUCUCUCAGCAUGACCAGGUCAACCUUUUAAAGGCUGGGACUUUUGAGGUUUUAAUGGUACGGUUUGCAUCAUUAUUUGAUGCAAAGGAGCGUACUGUCACCUUUUUAAGUGGAAAGAAGUAUAGUGUGGAUGACUUACACUCAAUGGGAGCAGGAGAUCUGCUAAACUCUAUGUUUGAAUUUAGUGAGAAGCUAAAUGCCCUCCAACUUAGUGAUGAAGAGAUGAGUUUGUUUACAGCAGUUGUCCUGGUAUCUGCAGAUCGAUCUGGAAUAGAAAAUGUCAACUCUGUGGAGGCUUUGCAGGAAACCCUCAUCCGUGCACUAAGGACCUUAAUAAUGAAAAACCAUCCAAAUGAGGCCUCUAUUUUUACAAAACUUCUUCUAAAGUUGCCAGAUCUUCGAUCUUUAAACAACAUGCACUCUGAGGAGCUCUUGGCCUUUAAAGUUCACCCAUAAGGCCUUUGUUUAUUUAAACAUGAAUUGAUUCAUUCUAACUGUACAUUUUGUGCUAAAAUGCUUAUUUAUAUGUGUAUACCGUAUGUGGAGAUAGAAAAGACCUUUAAGACAAUACAAGAUUGUAGGCUAUCUCUGUAAUCAUUCAGUAGCUGUUUGGAUUGAGAUUUCUUCAGCCACGAUUAGACAUUGACCGCAUUUCCCCGAUAGACCAAUCAGCUGUGUCGCACUUAAACUGGAAAAGUUACACUGAAUUAUAAUCACACUGAAUGUUAGACUUUUUCAUCUGCCAAAACCAAAUAAAUAUAACGCACAAUCAUAAGUAUAUGAGGACUUAAAAACUAAUCCUUUGUGGUAGUUCUGUUGUAUGAUGGAAACUUGAUUUCACCACAAGACUAUUUGGUCUGAUAAUUGGAGACUUUGCAAGUUAGGAGAGCUCCAUGUCUGUAUUUUACUCUGCCGCUGUUGAAAGUAUGUGAUCCUGGGCAGGUUAGUUGGUUGUGGAAGAUGAGAAUUGAUGGUGUUCCCAGUGUGUCCCCCUCCGCCCCCCACGGAGAUACUAAAAAAUGUCUGUAAAGCAUAUUUACCUCUUGGGAGAUAGGCACUAUGUAAAUAAGGUAAAGUUUUUGUUAUUAUUCAUAAUACUCUUUUCUUAUUUCUGAGAAAUCAUUUCACAGUCCACACCAAUGUAUUCAGGGUUCCUGCAUAUGUGUGGGGUAUCCUCCUGGCACACACAUAUUCAAAGUUUAUGGGUACAUCAGAUGCAUAGUAUGUGUACAUAAUAUGUAUGUGAAUAUAGUUAUACAUAAAUAUAUUUCUUCACAAUAUUUUAAACUGUGAAGAGCUUUAUCUGAAAACACCUAAAACAAGAGGUGUCAAAAGACCCGAAUUAGGUGCAUUUUACCUGUUAAUGACAUAACCGUUGCUUUAAAUGUUUAGACAGCAGAAUAUUGAAUUUAUGCUAUAUUUUUGUUUAUUUAAGCAACACUUAAAGUGUAACAGGCAGUUGAGUCCAAAUUUCAAAAAAUGUAUAUUUUAGGGUUCAUCUUUGGUUCAAGGUACUAGUUGUUUAAAAGUUCAUUCAGAUAGUUACCUUGUGUUAAAAAAGGUUGCAUUGCUGCCCCUUAUAUACAUGAUGCAGCUUGAUGGUAAAUAUUUUUAUUCUUUCUGGGAAACCAAUCAAUGUUUAAGGAAACUGUUUAAUACAUUGGCAUGUGUGAAAGAGAGAAAGAGAGAGUGUGAGUGCGUGCGUGUGUUCUGAGUCCACUUUUUUUCCCCCUAAAUAACACUACAGGGAUUUUGUCAAAUUAGAUUUAAUCUAUAAUUUGAAAAAUCAGUGUGUGACCUACAGGCUUAGAAAUGGUAUAGUCAGAGACAUUUCAUCUGCAUUUCUAAUAUUGGGCUUUAUUAAAUAGAUAAGAGCAGCCUCUGUUUAUGGUAGUAGGAGAAAUUGCCAAAGUAGAGAAUUUUGUGUAUUUUUUUGUUAUCCUGGAAAAUAGCAAUUAUUUGGAUUUUUUGGUAAAGAUUGCCUUCUGUAUAAUUUUUGGAUUAUAUAAAAUUGCAGAGAUGAAAAGAGCCUGCUUUACUAUACUCAGCCUGUUACUUUAAUGACAUGUGAGCAGAAUGCCUUAUUUUGUAAUCUUGUUUAACUUGUUGCUACUGGGACUUGAAUUUCUGUGGCACUAGUUAAGUAAGUUAAAAAAAAAACAUUAAACCCUCUCAUUGUUAAAGAGGAAAGGUGAUGGUGAUGUCUGUAAUACAAUAUAAACCAUAAUUGUGAUUUACCUUAAGUAGGUAUGACUUUUAUGGGAUAUACAGUAUAGUUUUUGUGAAUCUUUACAUGAUAGCAUUAUCUUUUUAUAAUUUUUUUCCAAGAUAAAUGCAUAGUUUCUUCUAUGGGAGAUAGAAACAGCUUUUUGAAGUAAUACUGAAACCUCAAAGAUCAUGUUGAUUCUUAAUUUUUGCCUUUUGUGUAAGCCUCUUUAUAACAUGUAUCUUUAAAACAAUUACUAAGUCUUUAGGAAUGUGUAACCACAACUAUGUUAGUAUUGCUUAUAAAACUUUAGUUAGGGUUCAGUAUAUACAUGUGUACAUCUAUAUAUAGGUAUAUAGAUUCAUAUUUUGUCUUGUAAAAUUUUAUUUGAAUGAAUUCUUCCUGUAGGUAAUGGGAAACAAAAUUAACAGUUCAUAUGCCACUCAUAACAUUUCUAUAUUUGAAAAUAGCCCAAUAUUGAAACUUCUAAUUCUAAAAUUAAACCAGCAGCCUAUUACAAGCACAUUCUUUGAUUGAGUCAUUGGUUAUAAAGUUACUAAAUGCAGAGAAGUCAACCAGUUUAGGAAGCUUCUGAGUCGGUGGGACACUGUUGAUUGAUUAAUAAUGUACUGUAUGAAUUAAGUAAUGCUUUAACUCUGAUUUUACAUUUUAAAGUUAAAAUACGGGCAUUAUGUCAGCAAACUUAAGGGCAUUAUGUCACCAAGCUAAAACGUUUCUUUUCUGUGCUUUUAAUGUGUGUCUUUACAUGAUCUGAGAGAGGAUUAUAGAGAAAUAGCUGAGGGAAAGGGCAAACAUCUUCUUGGGAUGAAGCUUUUCCUUACGGUGAUGGUUUAAUUACAGAUUGAGAAAUCAGAAGGAAAUUUCAGUGGAUUAAGUGUAUAGCUUUCAUACCUACAUUUCAAGAAAUUACCAUUGUAACUUGAUAAGAUAAUGAUUUAUUUUAUGUAAACAUCAUUGCAAAGCAAGGUGUAGAAGCUCAGCUAGACUUAUUACUGUGCACGAGAGUAAAUACCUAUCUCAGUUAUUCUUUUUCUUUUCCAAUAUGAAGUUUGCUGAAUGUACAAGAAGAGUUUAUCACUUAGGAUAUAGAGUUUUUUUAGGGGUUCGGGGAGGGGCCGUGUCAGGAAAUUACCUAUAAAUAAAGAUUGUCUUGAUUUGAUCCGAAACAUAAAACUUGAAGCUAUUCUUGAACUAACACGGAAAAAUAAAUGGCUAUUGUUUUAAAAAAAUGAUAGAAAUAUAUUGUUGACAGGAUAUGAAUUAUUUUCUACAAACUGUAAUUGAUGAGGACAUGGAUAAUAUCUUCAUGUUUCUGAAAAGUAAUCUGUACAUGGGGGGAGGGGAUAAUAAAUAUUAUUUCUAACCAA